ACCAAAACCAAAAAAGAGAGACCAGACAAAAAAACAAAAACAAACCCUCCCACAAAAAAAAUAUUCUAGUCUCUCCUCUCCAACCCGAUGUCUUCGGGAAACGAAUCGACGCCGUCUCAGGCGACGGUAGAAACGACGGCGACGUCGCCGGCGAAGAUUAAAGAGUACCCAAAACCAUUGGCUUCUCAUGAAGAUGUCGUUAAAGAUCUUUCUCUCUUCUGGGAUACUCUUAGGCGGUUUCACUCCAUUCUGGCCACCAAAUUCAUGAUUCCUGUGAUUGGAGGAAAAGAACUGGAUUUGCAUGUUUUGUAUGUGGAAGUCACGAGGAGGGGAGGUUACGAAAAGGUAGUUACAGAGAAAAAAUGGAGGGAAGUUGGAGGAGUGUUUAGAUUCUCUCCGACGACAACAAGUGCUUCUUUUGUCUUAAGGAAACAUUAUCUCAAUCUUCUUUUCCAUUACGAACAAGUUCAUCUCUUCAAUGCUCGUGGUCCUCUUCUUCAUCCCACAGCUACGUUUCAUGUCAAGGAUCCUUCAACGAGCAAGGAAAUGGCUCUCGUUGAAUAUACUCCUCCAAGCAUAGGAUAUAAUCAUUCUCAUCCACAUUGUCAAGGUUCUUCGAGUUUUACAGCCAUAGGUACAAUAGAAGGCAAAUUCGAUUGUGGUUAUCUGGUAAAAGUAAAGUUGGGCUCGGAGAUUCUUAAUGGCGUGCUUUACCACUCGGCCCAACCCGGCCCACCGUCACCAGUCGCUGAUCUAAACGGUGCCGUAACACCUCAUGUGGAAAGUGGGAGGAGACGUCGCCGUUUGGGUAGAAGACGGAGAAGCAGACGCAGAGAAGACCCAAAUUACCCGAAACCAAACCGGAGCGGUUACAAUUUUUUCUUUGCGGAGAAACAUUGCAAGCUCAAGUCUCUUUAUCCAAACAAGGAAAGAGAGUUUACGAAAAUCAUCGGCGAGUCGUGGAGUAAUCUCUCAACUGAGGAACGAAUGGUUUAUCAGGACAUUGGAUUAAAGGACAAGGAGAGGUAUCAGAGGGAGUUAAACGAGUACAGAGAAAGGCUAAGGCUCAGGGUUGCUGAGGAGACAAACGGCAGGGCUUUUUAGGUGGUUUAUAUUAAACGGCAGGUCAUUGUUGUUCUUCGUCGUCUCUUUCUUAGAGAAUCGGAUGCUUCGUCGUCUUUUCUAACUUCCCGUUAUUGUAGUUGUCGUUGACAAACUAGGCCCUGUGAGGCCCAUUUGUAAGGUAGAUCGACUUGACAAUAUAAUUGAUUAGCCGUCUCUUUUGCGGAUUAAUGUUUUACCGGGCGUUUCCUCCUUCCCGGCAACUGGAAAACUGUUUGGAUAACAUCUUUCUAAGCUUUUGAUACAUUCUA
Eutrema salsugineum is the source of this 1373-nucleotide messenger RNA. RefSeq names its product high mobility group B protein 9. The transcript is spliced from 6 exons. The coding region runs from base 88 to 1104 and encodes 338 amino acids. Lineage: Eukaryota; Viridiplantae; Streptophyta; Magnoliopsida; Brassicales; Brassicaceae. The record is from RefSeq and is a predicted model, not a curated record. Gene Ontology annotation, molecular function: DNA binding.